AAUCGUCAGUUUUGGAAAACAGAAGAAGAGUGUCAGUGUGAAUGGAUUGCCAUUAAGUUCUUAUCAUAUUUUUCCGUUUCAAAAUUUUAUAAAAACCCGGAAAAUGGCUUGAAACUGUGUAAAGCAAUGCAAUAACAGGUGUAUUACAAAUAACGCCGUAAAAAUCUCACCAAAGCACUUAUAAAGACUUAAGUGGAAAAGGGUAAAUAAUUAUAAAUAUCAACAAAGUGCUGACCUCCUUCCGCCGCAACAAUUGUAAAUGAUAAACUUGCGCGAUAAAAAACAAAGCAAGGCAAAAUAUUGGUGGCGUAGAAUACUUUUUUAUCAGUCAAGCCUGCCACACAGCGCUAUAGCAUAAUCCCAUAUACCCACAAACUCCCUGAGAUAAUUGAAAUGUGAAAAGUUAAUUGAGUCAACCACCGAAACUAAUUGCUUUUACAGCACACACACACACAACUCCGCCCUUGAAGCGUUUGCAUUGUAGCGGCAGUGACGUGCAAAGGAAGCACAGCAUUAACUUUUAGUCGGAAAAAUUAUGGAAUUCGCGGAUCUCAUUAAAACGCCAAAGUUAGAUGGAGUAUUUCUACACGAUCAUCUGCAUGCAACAGUUGAAGGGACUCUCUGCAUUACAGGGCAUCACCUGCUGUUGAGCGCGCGACAGGAGAAUAGCCAAGAGCUAUGGUUGCUGCACAAGAGCAUCGAUUGCGUGGAGAAAAAACCAUAUAUGGUUCAAAAUAUGGUGAUGGGCGGCAUCAUUACGUUAAAAUGCAAAGAUUUACGCAUAAUUUCACUGGAGAUUAAAUAUGCUAAGGAAUACUUUAACGUAGCAGCGUCAUUAGAGUCACUCAGUGCGCUACACGACCCUGAGCUUGAAUAUCCGUUUUUCUAUCGGCCAAUGUAUACUAUACUUGAAGAUGGAUUUACCAUGUUUCGACCUGAACUAGAGUUUGCGAAACUAAUUUCCGGUACUGCCUGUAAUCUACUAAACGGUAAUGAAAACGGCAUUGGUGGUGGCACAAUACCUGGCGCUGUUGGUGGCUGUGAAUGGCGCAUCACGACAGUUAACAAAGACUUCAGCGUAUGCCCAUCAUAUGGCACAAUACUUGUUGUACCCAAAUCUAUUACAGACGAACAGAUUAUACAAUCGGCUGCGUUUAGGGAUGGUGGCCGAUUUCCGGUACUAAGCUUCAGGCAUGAAAAUGGGGCAACGCUGAUGCGCAGCGCGCAACCACUCUCCAUACAGGGUAUUAAACGUUGCCGGGCCGAUGAAGCAAUACUUAACGUUGUGUUGGGACGCAGUAAAAAGGGCUUCAUUGUCGAUACUUGGGGAAAAGGCAAAUCGAACACCGAAACCGACCAACACUAUUCGCAAUGGAAGAAAGUGAAUCGUGCCAUUGGCAAUGUUUCAACUCCUUCAGCGAUUUUGGAUAGUUUUGCCAAACUUAUUGAAGCCUGCAAUGAUGUAAACUGUUCGCCUGACAAAUGGUUAUCGCGGUUAGAAGCAAGUGGUUGGCUAAGCCUUGUAUUGAAUUCACUGAAUGCCGCAUGCGUAGUGGCACAAUGCCUAGAUCAGGAAGGUAGUCCGGUGCUGGUGCAUGGUUCUAAAGGUUUGGACUCCGCGCUGAUUGUAACAUCGCUAGUGCAAAUUAUACUUAAUCCUGAUUGUCGUACUGUACGCGGAAUACAAGCAUUAAUUGAACGUGAGUGGAUACAGGCUGGUCAUCCGUUUGCGUCGCGUCAUCGUUAUGCCUGUUAUACACCGGCGCAGAAUCGUCCCAAGAACUCCGGUGCCUCAUUUGUGCUGUUCCUAGACUGUAUUUACCAACUUUAUACACAAUUUCCAUGCAGUUUUGAAUUUAGCUCGCAAAUUUUAAUCUUACUGUAUGAACACAGUCAUUUCUCCCAAUACGGCACAUUUUUGUGCGACUCCGAACGCGAGCGUCACGAGCUGGGCGUGCAUACGCGCACCACUAGCCUCUGGUCUUACCUAAAUCGACCAGAUGUGCUGAAGAAUAUGUUGAACCCUUUGUACGAGCCAAAUCCAAGUGUUAUUUGGCCGAGCGUGGCGCCGAUCUCAUUAGAACUCUGGAGUGAACUAUAUCUGCGCUGGACCAUUGAACAAAAGAAUAGCACACAAACUAUGCAACAAAUACAAGAACUGGUCACACGGGAAAAGGAGUCGCGCGCGAACGCUAUAAGAUUGCGUAAGCAAGCCGCAGACCUGAGCCAUGAAAUGGAGCAACUAAUAACGGCUGAUUGAUUAACGCAAUCACAUGAAACACAUGUAACGGCAGGGUCUGCUAUAUAUCGUGUUGAUCACAAAUCCACAGUUAAUUACAAAUACAGUAAGUAAUCUUUGCUUCUUCGUUAUUUGUAAAGAAGGGAAUCGUUGAUUUAAAUUCGAAGUUUAAAUGUUCACUGUGCUCUCUAAGUGUCUCUCUAAAACGUAUGUUUUUAUAAAGAAGUGGAUGAUUUUGGACACUACAUGUACCACGGCGGGGUGCACAUAGGCAAAUUGAGUCAAUUUAUGACAAUUUUUUAUUGUAAUUACAUAAUUAUAAGUUUAUACUUAGGCUAAUAAUAAAUGUAAAUUAAAGUGAAAUUCUUUUCAGGAAGAGAAUUCUAAUUAAAUCGAACAAAUACAAUUGUUAAGUGAUUGAAAAUUUAUUAAAAGCAAUGCCAAAAGCAUCACAUUGAGAAAACUGAAUGGAACAGGUUGCAUUAAAAUUAUAUAUUUUUAAUAAUUCACUGCUAAAGUUAACAACCCGCAUAUGCGGCGUACUUUCGAGCAUCAUAUAAUUGGGUUUAAACAAUCAAAAGAAAAAUUUAGAUACGCAUUCGUGUCGAUUCUAGUAAUUGUAAUGUUUUUAUGAACGUUCCAUAAAAACGAGCAUCUGCCUUCUGGUUAAUACAAAACCGAAACUAACAGCUGCAAUUGUACACAAAACACUUUAAAUAAAAAAUAUAAAAAAAUGCAUAAAGAAACUCAUUGGCAAUAUUCCCAAAUUAGCUAUACAAAUUUAUGUUUAUGUAUGUUUUUAAAAAAUUGCAUCGGCAACAAAAUGCAAUUCUUUGCUGAAAGCUUUAACUAUUCAUGUGAAUAUUUUCCGAAAAGAUAUUUAAGAUUGUCCCAGAAUCUCUGUAUUUUGUAUUUCAUGCAAUUAUAUUCCUCAUAUUAAAUAAAUAUUCAAGUUGCUUUCAUUCUUGCACGAUUUUAAAAUAAAUAAAGUAACUAAUUUACUAAGAAAUAUUAAUGGGAAAUCAGUGGAAUAAAAAUUUCAGUGGAAACUUUCGAACUGAAAUAUUUUGUGUCCCUUAUAUCAGUAGCAUUUUCGAAAAAAAACUUUAUUUGUCACAUUUAAUGGCAAACUUUAAAACUUCCUCACUUUAAAAAAUGGUAACACAAUUUAGCUUAUGCAUCUGAUCUCCCUUUAUCUUGCUCUUGUAUGUAUAUCAUAAUUUUUCUAUUACAAUAUUUUCUUGAUUUUACUAUUGAAAAGUUGUACAAAAUAGUUUUUAACAUAAAAUUCUGUAAUGCUUUCUGGAUCAUAAAAAACAUUACAAGACAAAGUAAUGACCAAGCAAAGAACAAUACAAAAAUACAAAUCAGCACUUAAGAUAUACCAACAAAAAGUUGGAUUGAGCUAUGUUUGUCUUGAAUACAAAACUGAAUGCAUAAAAAAGAUGUCUAAAUAUUUUCCGAUUCUGAGUAACUAAUUGUGUAUUAUUUAUACAAAGUGACUGUUUAAUUGCCCGCAUCAUCCUCCAAGAAGAAGAAUUGUCCAGAACGUUUCUGCUCAGUGU
This is a messenger RNA of Anastrepha ludens (Mexican fruit fly), 3804 nucleotides long. RefSeq names its product myotubularin-related protein 9. The record is from RefSeq and is a predicted model, not a curated record. The transcript has 8 exons. Gene Ontology annotation, biological process: negative regulation of autophagy. Bases 536 to 2260 code for a protein of 574 amino acids. Lineage: Eukaryota; Metazoa; Arthropoda; Insecta; Diptera; Tephritidae.